AUGGCAACUAACGACGUUUUAUUCAACGAAGCAGACGUUAACGGCGAUGGAUUCUUGUCCGAAAAUGAAUUUCGAAGUUUUUUAUCACGAAAUUCUGGAGCGAAUAUCGAUGUUGGUAAUCUCUCUGUCGGUAGUGAUUUUAAUAAUUCAAGAACUGGCAGUCCCCCCUAUGGUUCAUCAGCAUAUCGAUCAACCAUGUACGAAACAGGCACAAGCAGCAACAGUGUGAACGGUGAUAUCAACUAUGCUGGAGGUGACUUCGUUGGUACGAAUUAUGGUUCAUCAGCAUAUCAAUCAUCUAUUGGUGGCGAGGCAACAAAUCUUAAUCUUACAAAUGUUGGCACAAUUUCGGGUGGUGAUGCAGCUUUAUUUGGUGCUUCGUCUGCAUCGCAAUCAUCGAGUGUUGUUCAUCAAUAUGAAACUGAUGCUCAAGGAAAUUUCAAAGAUUCAAAUCCACAAGUUAUACGACGUCCAGCACAAAAUGGACCAAUAAAUUAUUCACAAAAUAUUAAAGUUCGAUUUUUUCAACCACCAGCUCCUCCACCACCAGGCCCAUUGAUCAUCAAAGAAGUUCGUCCACCUCAACCACCGGCACCGGCACCACUUCGUAUUCGUCAACAAGCUCCACCCCUACCUCAACAACCACCCAUGAUUCUACGUGAGCGACCACCACUCAAACCAGCGUCUGUUGCAUCACAAACUGUUGUUCGAAAUUUACCUCCAAUUCCACUUCCACCACGAUCAGUUGUUAUCGAACGCAUACCUCCUGCACCACCAAAACCACGUGAUAUUAUCAUUGAACGUUGGCUUCCAUAUGGGCCAAUGGCUCAAAGAAAAACGAUUGUUCAGCGUGCUGAAGCCGCUAAAGCAUAUCAAAAACCACGCAAUAUUAUCCUUCAAUACGAGUCACCACAAGUACGUGUGAUUCGACAAUUUCAACGUUUUGGUGUUACACUCGAAAAUCCUGAAGAAUACAUUCGGCGUUAUGGUGCAACACUUUUCGAUACUCCUUCAUUACUUCAACAAGUACGUGCAGCCGGUGUUGUUGAAGAUAUAUCGGUACCAGCUGUAGCAAAUGCAAGUGCUGUCAGUACAUCUGGAUUUUCGUCUUCGUCAUCGGCAGGUGGUCAAAUUCUUGAUACUACUACUCUCAAUGGACUUGAACUAGGCGGUGUUACUGGUGGUGGUGGUAGUGGUGGUGGUAGUAGCGCGUCAUUCUAUGAAACAUCCUAUUCCGGCGGUGGUAAUGUCUCUGGAACAGACCGUGGUCUUGUUGGCAUAAAUAACCUUUUUAAAGCGGUUGAUACUAAUAACGACGGUGUUUUAUCUCCGCUUGAAUUUCACAAUGCUGGUUUUUAA
Molecule: messenger RNA, 1359 nt
Organism: Rotaria socialis
Lineage: Eukaryota; Metazoa; Rotifera; Eurotatoria; Philodinida; Philodinidae
Source: the annotation of a GenBank genome assembly